CCAUCUUACCUCAUCAAAUUUCUAUUGCACUCCAUUUGGUGUAUCACUUUUCGAUUAUUAUUAUUAUAGUGUUAACAACUUAGAGAGAAUCUCUAUUCUUUCUUAAAUAGCUUCAAUGGCUCAGAACACUGCUGGAAAGCCCAUCCGAUGCAGAGCUGCAGUAGCGAGAAAAGCAGGGGAGCCAUUAGUGAUAGAGGAAAUCAUAGUCGCCCCUCCCAAAGCGCGGGAACUUCGCGUUCGAGUCUUAUGCUCCGCCCUUUGUUUCAGCGACAUCCAUUUCUGGAGACUCCAAGAACCACCUCAAGUAGACUAUUAUCCAAGAAUCUUUGGGCAUGAAACUGUUGGGGUUGUGGAGAGCGUUGGGGAGGGAGUGGAGGGUGUGAAGGUGGGAGACAGUGUGAUUCCAUCAUUCUUGGCUUACUGUGGAGAAUGCCCUGACUGUAUUUCCAUCAAAAGCAACCAAUGCUCCAAACUCAGAUUUGAACUCUCUCCUUACAUUAGGGAUGGCACCAGCCGCUUUUCAGACACCAAAGGGGAGACGAUUUACCACUUCGGGUACACCUCCGGUUUCAGUGAGUACACUGUGGUUGACAUCACUCACGUUACCAAAGUCGACCCUGCACUUCCACCUAGUAGAGCAUGCCUCCUUGGCUGUGGUGUCUCAACUGGUGUGGGUGCUGUGUGGAAAACAGCAGAUGUUGAAGCUGGUUCAACCGUUGCUAUUUUCGGAUUGGGAGUUAUUGGAUUAUCGGUUGCUGAGGGAGCAAGACUUCGUGGAGCCAAAACCAUUAUAGGCGUGGAUUUGAACCCGGAGAAGGCUGAAAUAGGUAAAAAGGUUGGCAUCACACAUUAUAUCAACCCAAGGGAACUUGGAGGCAAACUUGCAAGCGAGGUAAUCCUUGAGAUGACCGAUGGGCUUGGUGCUGAUUACUGCUUUGAAUGUGUUGGUUUACCAGCCCUAUCACAAGAAGCAUUCGCUUGCUGCAGAAAGGGAUGGGGGAAGACGGUGAUAUUAGGAGUGGACAAGCCCGACUCGAAGUUUAUCCUCAACUCCCUAGUGAACGAUCACAGCGGGAAAAGUGUCAUAGGUGUCCAAUAUGGUGGUCUCAAGCCUAACCUUGAUAUUCCCCUUCUCACCAAACGUUACCUGGACAAGGAACUUCAGCUGGACUUGUUUGUGACACAUGAGAUCAAACUGGAGGACAUCAACAAGGCCUUCCAGCUUCUCAUUGACGGAAAGUGUCUCAGGACCGUCAUUUGGUUGGAUCAGGAGAGGGCAAUCUCCGAUGGUGUCACUUUCAAUGAAAUAUGAUUCAUGAUCGAGUAGAUUGUCACAAGCACCAUCCAUAUCCAGGAUCUUUGAAUUUGCUCAUCAAGAUUUGUGUGUUUUUGUGAUUGGACCCAGAAGUUAAAAUGGGUCAAUAGUGUUGUGUUUGUUUGUUUGAAUAAAUAAGAUCCACGUGUCUGGCUUCCUGCAGCUUUCAAGUUUUUCGUCUUCCCAGCCAAGCUAGCCAGCUAGCUACACUCCAAGUCUCCAAGGGCUUGGCUAGUUGGCUUGGUUAGUUAGGACUUAGGAGUGUUUUUAUGGGGUAUUCAAUUAGGCACUAUUGCUAUCUUUGUACUGUAUCAUCAGCUAUAGCCUAAGCUUAUAGGCUAUAGUACAUGAAUUGUGUGUUUGUGAUAAAUGAGUUGUAUUGAAUAAAUCUGUUCUUCCAAGUUCAUAAUUCCAGAUCCAAAUUUUACUCAUUAGCACCU
Molecule: messenger RNA, 1755 nt
Organism: Cuscuta epithymum
Lineage: Eukaryota; Viridiplantae; Streptophyta; Magnoliopsida; Solanales; Convolvulaceae
Source: the annotation of a GenBank genome assembly